This is a messenger RNA of Musca vetustissima, 1095 nucleotides long. RefSeq lists its product as uncharacterized. Gene Ontology annotation, molecular function: DNA binding. The transcript is spliced from 2 exons. Gene Ontology annotation, biological process: regulation of transcription by RNA polymerase II. The record is from RefSeq and is a predicted model, not a curated record. The coding region runs from base 1 to 1095 and encodes 364 amino acids. Gene Ontology annotation, cellular component: nucleus; transcription regulator complex. Lineage: Eukaryota; Metazoa; Arthropoda; Insecta; Diptera; Muscidae.
AUGUGGAACGACACAGAAGUCAGGCGCCUAAUCGAUGAAGUACGUAUUCGACCGGUUUUAUGGGAUGUACAACGUAGACACUCGUCUAAAAUAACUGAAAAACAAUGGAAGGAAGCAGCAGAGGCUGUGGGGGUUGAUGUCCGCCAAUGUCGACGCAAAUGGGGAAACUUACGAGAUACCUAUCGUGCUUUGUUGAGACGCUAUGAAAAUCGCAUAAAACGAGAUAAGGUCUUGGGUGUUUAUAACCCCAAAAUUCAAUAUGAAAUUAAAUGGACUUACUAUAAAGAACUAAGCUUUAUCAGGAACAAUAAACGUACACGCUGUGGUCGUCAGAAAAUACAUCGAGCCCAGCACACCAAUUCACAAGACAGUUUCAAUGAAUCGCAAUCAAAUGGUGAACUACAAGCAACUGAAGAACGUGAUGAUUAUGAAAUUUUCUCGGCAGGUGAUUAUCGUGAAAUGGAAGGUGGUCAUUAUGAGGAGUAUGAGGAAUUUGACGACGAUGAUGAUGAUGGUAAUGACCAAAUAUCAACGGAACAAUUUAAAAAUUUAUUCAUACCUGAAGACGAAUUUAGACGGAGUAUAUCAGCGACACCAAAAUCAGUUUCUAGCAAUACUGCAAAACGAACAGCUGAAAGCAUUAGAAUCAAUACGGCUAUGAACAACGAAACCUCCACUCAGACGGGCACUACCAGUAAUGCCAACAAAAAGGAUUGCAAUUGUUCGUCACAAAAUGAAAAUCUGCUCAAAGAUAUUCACAAUGUUCUAAAACUGAUACAACAACAAAUGUCAACGACUACAAAUCAAAGCCAGGAUCCUGAUUAUAAUUUUCUUGUCAGUUUCUUGCCACAAGUGAAACAAAUGAACGAUUUCCAAAAGAUACAAUUUCGUGCACGCAUGAGUGAUUUGGUAUUGAAUAUUUUAAUGUCCACAAUGCCAACCGAAAUGCCAUUUCCAGAAACACCAAGAAACGAGGCUGGCGAACUUCGGGACAAUUACCAGCCGAGUUCAUUUGAAAAUGCCAACAGUGAUGAUGAGGAUAACAAAGACGAUGUGUUUGCAGCUACCUCUACUAGUUCCAGGUCAUUCUCAUAA